This is a messenger RNA of Salvia hispanica, 1473 nucleotides long. RefSeq names its product putative transcription factor GLK1. Gene Ontology annotation, cellular component: nucleus. Lineage: Eukaryota; Viridiplantae; Streptophyta; Magnoliopsida; Lamiales; Lamiaceae. Gene Ontology annotation, biological process: positive regulation of DNA-templated transcription. Gene Ontology annotation, molecular function: DNA-binding transcription factor activity; transcription cis-regulatory region binding. The record is from RefSeq and is a predicted model, not a curated record.
UCCACACUCAGCAUCCAAAAAGAGAGAGAGAAACAGAUUAAUCAAGCCUCAAACUGAUCGGAAUCACUCGACGACUAAUGCUGGCCGUCUCGCCGCUGAGAAAUCCUAAGAAUGAAUCCGAAGCCGAAAUGGAAGGCCUCUCAAUCGCCGACGCCGAAUUCCCCGAUUUCGCCGGCGUCAAUCUCCUCGACAGCAUUGAUUUCGACGAUCUCUUCCUCGGAAUCGGCGACGGCGACGUUUUGCCCGAUCUCGAAAUGGAUCCCGAGCUCCUCGCCGAAUUCUCCGCCUCCGCCAGCGACGAAUCGGAGCUGAGAACCGCGCCGCUCGACAAAUCGGACGACGAGAACACCUCGGAAAAUCAACCUCCCAAUAUUACUCCGCCGGAUCCGGAUGAAUCUGCUUCCGUUAAAGACGAAACGAAUCCGCCGCCGAAGGAGACUGACGGAGGCAGAAAAUCAAUCUCUCAAAUCUCCAAAAACUCUCCGACGAAGAGGAAAGUUAAGGUGGAUUGGACGCCGGAGCUUCACCGGCGGUUUGUGCAGGCGGUGGAGCAGCUCGGCGUGGAUAAAGCGGUUCCUUCGAGAAUCCUCGAGCUCAUGGGAAUCGAUUGCCUCACUCGACACAACAUUGCUAGCCAUCUUCAAAAAUACCGGUCCCACCGAAAGCACUUGUUGGCCCGCGAAGCCGAGGCGGCGGGCUGGAGCCAGAGGCGUCAGAUGUAUGCUGCCUCGGGUUGCGUGAAGAGAGAGCAUGUAAGCCCUUGGAUUGCACCAACAAUGGGGUUUCCACCGGUGACUCCAAUGCCUCAUUUUAGACCCCUACAUGUGUGGGGCCACCCAUCCGUCGACCAAUCAAUGAUGCCCAUGUGGCCAAAGCAUCUAACCCCUUUGCCACGGCCACCGCACGGUUGGCAUCCAGCACCACCGCCGCCGCUCGGUGACCAUUCGUUUUGGCUACCCCACCACCACCAUGUGCCUACUCAGGGUACGCCUUGCUUCCCGCCGCAGAUGACGGGGUUUCCAACUCCGGCGGUUGCAUGCAUACCGCCUCCAACCAUGUACAAAAUCGAGCAAGCUAGCGUCGGUCCUCCUUCCGACCUUCACCCGUCAAAGGAGAGCGUAGACGCGGCGAUCGGAGACGUGCUGUCGAAGCCGUGGCUUCCGCUGCCGCUGGGGCUGAAGGCGCCGUCUGUGGACAGCGUGGUGGUGGAGCUGCAGCGGCAAGGGGUGGCGAAAGUGCCCCCGGCUUGCGGCUGACUCCAUCGUUUAUUUCUUGGGAGGUUUAUGACCAAGAAAAAAAAAAUCCAAUUCGACGACAUUUCCAUAGCACAAUUGGAUCAUCAUCUAAUGUGCUUCUCUCUCUCUCUUGUGAAUUAAUUGUUGUUGGUGUAGAUGAGGAUGGUGAUGCUACUUAACUUUUUGUAAUGUUAAUUAUGUUAUGAUCAUGAAAAAAAUAUAGAGUAUUAUGCGGCUA